UGCACUGCCCUCAAAAUACAGAGAGGCCACUGGAGCCUUCAGCAGAAAAUGGAAAAACUGCGCACAGCGAUGAAUUUUUGUAUCUGCUACCAAAAGACUCUGGGUUACAGCGUUGUGUCCCUGCUGACAAUUGCCAGUGAGCAAAUCUUUUCCUUGGUGGCCUUCAGGUGUCCCUGCAACUCUUGGAACACCCUGUAUGGCUGUGUCUUCCUCCUAGUGCCAGCCCUCCUUCUCUUUCUGUUUGGCUACAUGGUGAAUGCAAGGACUUGGCUCCUGCUUACAGGCAGCUGCUCUCUAGAGAAGAAACACUGCUGUGGCUCUUGGGGAAAAGGCUGCUUCUACCUGAAAGUGCUGGCACCGGUGACAGUCAGCAUCUUGGUGGCCCCUCUCACCUGGAUUGCAGUGGCCCUGCUCAGCGCAAGUUUCUAUGAGUGCGCAGCCAGCGGGAGCAGCCUCAUCAGGAACCAGGUGUGCACGGACAUGGACAACCCUGAAGCAUGCUGGGAGCUGCUGGAGAAAAUACCCUGUGAUGAGAACGUUGUCAGACAACUGCUGAAUGAGAAUUCAACUUCUAAAGGUGGACUUGUCAGCUUUCGAGCACAGUCUCAGAUUCUAGGAUGGUUGCUGAUAGUCACCAUCAUUACUGUGGCAUUCAUUUCAAAGUGUAUCAGCCGCUGUUUCUUCCCAGUUAGCUAUUUUCAGCUGAAGUUCUGGAAAAUUUAUUUGGAAAAGGAACGAGAGCACUUCGAAACCAAGGCUAAAGAACAUGCAACCCAGUUGGCCAAAAGAAACAUAAAUUGCUUUUUUGAAGCCACCAACCCACCGCCAUUUCAAACCCCCAGCAAUGAAGACUGGCAGGAGAUUUCACUCCCGUAUGCCUUCAGUAAGAAUGAUCAGUGUUACAGCAUGAUACACAAAUACAUUAAUGCAAACAGAGGCAAAAUCAGUACAUCCGGUGAAAGAGAUCAAAUUUCCUGUGUUUUAAGGUUUGUGGAUGAAGCACAUAUAAAUGAGCAAGGGUUUUAGUAAAAAAAACACUUUGUAACACUGGUAAUCUUUUAACCUUACUGAUCUAAAAGAAGCUUUAUUCUGUGCUCUUACUGAAAUCAAUGAGAACUGUAUGCUAAAGGCUGGUACUGUAAACCCCGGGAGACUUUUUUAAAAUAAACUUCAUACUUUUGCUUAAGUACAUUUAAAUAAGCGUAUGGUUCACAAUGGGAUUAUUAUUAUUAUUAUUAUUUUUGUUAUGUCAAUGAUCAUUAAGAAAAAGUCAUAUGUGAAACAGUAAACAUCCACAGCAAAGAUGUCAGCUAAUACUAUGUGAUUACUACCAAAUAUCUUAAGGGCAUUUGGCAGCUGGAGUGACAAAACCAAACAUUUAUGCCUUUCAGUAACAAAGAGGCAAAAAGGAAUGGAAAUUUGGACCAGAAUUUUCAAUUAGUUUAUUAGCUAUCAUUUUACUUAACAAUAUAUUUUUCAAUGGAGGCUAGAGCAAGGUCAAGUCUAAGAUAUUCACUAUCAGACAAUUUCUCAAGGCAAGGAAGAUGUCUUUCAAGAUCCAGGAUGCAGUUAACAUCUUGGAGCUACAUGCACGUAAAGACUAGAUAUAUAAAGAGUGACUUCAGCUGGUCAUCAGCUGGAAUAAGUGAGCAAAACAAUUCCAGCAAGUUACUCCUAUGUCUCCAGCUGCUUUAGGUAAAAACAGUGCAACUGAAAACUUCAGUUUUGAAUUUUCUUUACCCCUGUCUGAUCUUGAUCACUUUCUGCGACAGGAUUUUUUAAUUAGCUUUAUUACUCAUUUCCUGUUACCCUAAAACUCUUCCAUGGAAAAAAAAAUAGGUUUUGGAAUGUUUCAAGAAAAGAAAAACAACAUUAAAUUUCCAGUUUAUAUUCCAUUUAUAUUGAUUUCUAUUUUUAUCUGACGCAUAUCUAUUUACUAUGUAUAUAAUACUAUGCAGAGUUCUGGCCCUGUCAUCAGUACUUAAGCUUUUCUUGGGUGUAUCCACCAUAUAAACUGUUUAACUUGAUCUAAAAUGGUGUCCAAGUGAAAAUUAACAUUAGGCUUAUGCAUAACAUGGUAGCAUAAGUGAAGCUUAUGUUAACAGAUUUUUACACCAUAGCUGUAGGGAUGUUAUAAAUCUGCAAUCCCUGUUAGCUAUCAGCAAUGUUUUUAUCGAAGAGCCUCGAAUGAUAAGAAACCAAUACAAGUUUUGAAUGAAGGAUGAUAGAGUUCGGUUUUUCUUUAAGAGCAUUAUAUUCACAAGAAAUGAGUCGGUCUGCUUGAUAAAGGCUGUCCUUUCACAUCUCCUUGAAAUCCUCUGUUUAUAGAUAUAGAUAUAGAUAAUAGUAAACUAUUACUUGGAAACUUAGUCGGGGAGGGAGAAAUCUCCCAAACUAUGCCUGUGUGUCAAAGAUGGUCAAUCAGUGGCCAGGAGAAGAAUGAGACUCCCUGACACCUUGAACUCACCAACUCAUUUUCAGAAUAUUCUAAAACUCAAUCUGCACUUGCACAGGGAUAAAAGCAUAACUCAAUUACAAUGUUACAGGGGGCCUGAUGACCAGACUCAUUUCUGGGACAUUCUGAAGAAGUACUGGACAUGUUCACGUAGUGACUGAGUUCCCCCUUAGUAAGUGGAGAAGGGGACACAGUCGCAUAAAAGGCAAAAGACUGUCAAGUCUGUGUUUGUGCCCACCACUGAUUGAACCACCCUGACUACUGAGAGAUUGCUGGAUCCAAGGGUCAUCUCUCUGUAUCUUUCUCUUUCUUUUAAGUUAUAUUAGAAUGCUUCACAAGCCUUAUUAUGCAAGCUUAUUGCUGAUAAAGCGUAGAUAUAUUAAUCUAAGUAUCAUAGUAGGGUACAAAUAAACAUUUAACUGAUUGGUAUCAUUUCACCUUCAUGUAAUCAAAAGGUAUCCCAAACCUUGCAACAACUGUAUGUUUCCCAGGGCUGUUUGGAGUUGGGUCAUGACAGUAACAAGUGUCCAAUUUGUUAUUUUUGCCUCCAGGAACACAGUUAUGCUUAAAAUGUUUCAGUUCACCUCUCCUAUUAAAUAACUCCAUUGUUCACUGACAUCUAGGAGGCAAUAAAUCUGCUCUGGAGUGUUGUAAAUUGGAAGGUAACAAUGGCCCCUGAAAUCAGCAGCAAGAUGUUCCUUGACUCAGUGGGGCCAGGCUUUGCCAUAGAGACACAGUAAAAUUGUUCAGGAUAGCCCGAAAGCAUCUAGAGAAAGGUUAUGCCUUUUUUCUACCCCUGAUGAGAAGGUCCAGUUAAAAUGCUGUCUGAAACUGUGUUCAUCCUCCCAGUUUUACCAGUUGGGCUUUUGCCAUUUUCUACUCCCAAACACAUCUGUAGGAUGAUGCCACUGCCCUCUUUUGUGGAUAAAAUUGCAUCUUCACUCUGUUGAUCACUUCCCUCCUCUUCAGCAGCAACGUUCAGAACUUCCCCACAUCUAGAGAGAUAUCUAAAAGCUGUUGCCAUGCCACAGGUACCUACCUGUCAAUCAAAGGAAAAUCUGACACUGACAUCUCUGAGCUCACUUGAGCACUUGACACUCGCACAAGGCACCCCAGCUCAGCUGGAACACUCCUAAACAACCCUCUCUGCCAAUACAGCCUGGGGAGAUGAAAGGAUUGAGUACAGUCCUGCCAAAAUGACCUGAGAGUACUGGUGGAUGGCAAGCUGGACAUGAACUGGUAAUGUGCCCUCUCAGCCCAGAAAGCCAA
Molecule: messenger RNA, 3724 nt
Organism: Phasianus colchicus (ring-necked pheasant)
Lineage: Eukaryota; Metazoa; Chordata; Aves; Galliformes; Phasianidae
Gene: CALHM6
Product: calcium homeostasis modulator family member 6
Cellular component (GO): plasma membrane
Molecular function (GO): monoatomic cation channel activity
Source: RefSeq, a predicted model, not a curated record